AUGCAGAAGUUCGCGCUUGCUGAUGAAGAUUAUCAGUAUAAGAUACCAUACAUUUUGUCCGCGAAGAAUCUUACUGGUGAUAACCUUCUCCUCUAUGCAUCGCCGUGGAGCGCUCCAGGUUGGAUGAAAUCAAAUGGACACAUGAAGGGUGCAGGAACGCUAAUGGGUGAAAUGAAUGGGAAAUACUACCUGUUCUGGUUGAUGGAAUAUGCUAAACAUAAUAUAUCGUUCUGGGGAAUGACAUUACAAAACGAGCCGACUUCUGGAGCUCUGCCUUUUUACAGAUGGCAAACAAUGUUUUUCACAGCUCAGAUGCAGCGGUAA
Molecule: messenger RNA, 324 nt
Organism: Cooperia oncophora
Lineage: Eukaryota; Metazoa; Nematoda; Chromadorea; Rhabditida; Trichostrongylidae
Source: the annotation of a GenBank genome assembly